This is a messenger RNA of Lodderomyces margitis, 645 nucleotides long. RefSeq lists its product as uncharacterized. The record is from RefSeq and is a predicted model, not a curated record. Bases 1 to 645 code for a protein of 214 amino acids. NCBI's taxonomy places the organism in Eukaryota, Fungi, Ascomycota, Pichiomycetes, Serinales, Debaryomycetaceae. Gene Ontology annotation, biological process: 'de novo' protein folding; budding cell apical bud growth. Gene Ontology annotation, cellular component: endoplasmic reticulum membrane; endoplasmic reticulum. The transcript has a single exon.
AUGUUGAGAGUAUUGAUACUUUUAAUAAGCCUCUUGGCCACAGCGUAUACCAAAACACCCAAAUUCAAUCCACCAAAUAUUCAUGGCACAUGGCAAACACAAAGCCAAUCAGUGAUGACGGGCCCACUGUUUUUCCAACCCGACACAGAAUAUUUAAUUGAACCUCAUGAACCUGGAUUAUCAUAUUCGUUUGAUUUACAAACGAUGACUUAUGAAACGGCGCAGUAUCUCGUUUAUGGCAAUGCGCAAAACCAUUCUUGUCCUUCUGCUCAGUUGAUUUGGCAUCAUGGGAAAUUGAAAAUCAAACCGCAUCUAAAGAAGGGCUAUGGUAAAAAUGGUAUUGAUGAAAAUGAGCAUCAAUUGAUCAUAUUUCUUGAAUCCAUUGACCAUGAUUCACGCCAAUUGGUUAGCGACCCAUGUUUGGACGAAGGCAAUCUGACGUAUCAGCGGUACAAGGGGAACACGAAAGAAGUAUGGAGUGGCAUCUAUAAGUAUGAUGCGUAUGUUGAUAAAUGGAGUUUGAUUUUGUAUGAUGAGUUUGGUGGCACUGGGCGGAAAGUAUGGAUGUGGUUGAAAUCGAGAGAUGUUGAAAUGUUGCCAAGAGGGAGAGUCACAAAGAAGAAGAAGGUUUAUGUUGAUGCUUGA